Molecule: messenger RNA, 1875 nt
Organism: Pangasianodon hypophthalmus (striped catfish)
Lineage: Eukaryota; Metazoa; Chordata; Actinopteri; Siluriformes; Pangasiidae
Product: transmembrane protein 184C
Exons: 10
Coding region: 147-1472 (441 amino acids)
Biological process (GO): transport
Molecular function (GO): transporter activity
Source: RefSeq, a predicted model, not a curated record
UAAUCUGACUGCACAGAUUGGAUGCACAGGCUGCGCGUGGUGCGUCAGCAUCCUUCCGGUUGACCCAGCUUCAGUCACAUCGUCAAAGCGGCAGGGCUCACAGGGCUCGCGCAGCUCGGGAUGCACGGAGCGCGUGUGUAGGGGAAAUGGCGCGGCUGUGCGCGGGAUGGCGCCGCUGGCUCCGGCCGCUCGUCGUGACGGUGUACGCGCUGCUCGUGGCCGUGGCUUUACCGCUGGCUGUGUGGCAGCUCCAGAAAGCCGAGGCUGGAACACACACUAAGGCGUGGUUCAUCGCGGGUGUGUUUGUGUUUUUAACCAUUCCCAUCUCUCUAUGGGGCAUUCUGCAGCAUCUUGUGCACUACACACAACCUGAACUACAGAAGCCUAUCAUCAGAAUAUUAUGGAUGGUGCCAAUUUACAGCUUAGACAGCUGGAUUGCUCUGAAGUACCCCAGUAUAGCCAUCUAUGUGGACACGUGUCGCGAGUGCUAUGAGGCGUAUGUCAUCUAUAACUUCCUGAUGUUCCUGUUGAACUUCCUGGAGACGCAGUACCCGAACCUGGCGCUUAUUUUAGAGGCUCAGGAACAGCGCUCGCUUCUGCCCCCUUUGUGCUGCUGCCCACCAUGGGCCAUGGGAGAGGUUCUUCUGUUCAGGUGUAAACUGGGAGUUCUGCAGUACACCGUCGUCAGACCUGUUACUACUGUAAUAGCGCUUGUGUGUCAGUUGUUUGGAGUCUAUGAUGAGGGAAACUUCAGUUUCAGGAAUGCCUGGACUUACCUCGUCAUCGUCAACAAUGCCUCCCAGCUGUUUGCCAUGUACUGCCUGCUGCUGUUCUACCGCACUCUGAAGGAAGAGCUGAGCCCGUUAAAACCCGUCGGGAAAUUCCUCUGUGUCAAAAUGGUGGUGUUUGCCUCAUUUUGGCAGGCUGUGCUCAUCGCCUUUCUGGUGAAGGUUGGAGUCAUCUCUCAGAAGCGCACAUGGGAGUGGGAGAGUGUGGAGGCUGUAGCUACAGGGUUACAGGACUUUGUAAUUUGCAUAGAAAUGUUUGUGGCUGCCAUUGCACAUCACUACAGCUUCAGUUACCGUCCGUAUGUGCGUGAGGAUGAUGAAGGCUCCUGCUUUGACUCUUUCCUCGCCAUGCUGGACUUCUCCGAUAUACAAGCUGAUAUUUCUGAGCAGGUCCGCAAUGUGGGGCGCACAGUGCUCGGACGUCCCCGUAAGCUGUUCUUUGGCUCUGAAGUGGACAUCGUGCAGGGCGAGCACACUGGCCUCCUCUCAGGGGCAUCUCACGAGCGACUGGGCGUCGACCCCCUCUCUGUCCCCGCCUCCCCGAAGGGGCAGUACCAGGGCCUUGGCCAAACAGACACACCUCGCUCUCGCUCCGCCCCCACUGGCUUUAACCCCUCCUCCUGGAGGAGUGAGAGUUGUGUAGUUCCUGCAACUACCAAUCAGAACACAGGAGUUAAGUCAUAGUUGUAUUGUAUAGAUAAAACGCACAUCGGCAAACACACAACACAUACGUACACACACAUACACACACAGAGCAGAUGCUUAGCAUAUUUACAAGCUGAAAACACAAUCAACACAUACUAAAACAUGUCCUAAUGCCUAUGAGAUGAAAGCAAACUGUUCGUAUAAAGGUCGUAUUGCAAUCUGAGUGUUUUUGAAAUUAUAUCGUGACUUCCCGAUGUUCAAACAUCUGGUUUUGUAACUGCGUGCGCUGUAGUGCAGUGGUAUUUAAUAUGGUUUGCUUUGUAAAAGUUGAUGUUGAACUUAAGUGCACUGACCGUGUUAUAUUGUCUCUUAAGUAAAACGACAGGGUUGCAGUUUGUAUUUAUGAGCAAAGCUUUAAUAAAAAUGUAUUAUAAUAUUUCAA